Molecule: messenger RNA, 512 nt
Organism: Impatiens glandulifera
Lineage: Eukaryota; Viridiplantae; Streptophyta; Magnoliopsida; Ericales; Balsaminaceae
Product: transcription factor TT2-like
Exons: 2
Coding region: 68-370 (100 amino acids)
Biological process (GO): cell differentiation
Cellular component (GO): nucleus
Molecular function (GO): transcription cis-regulatory region binding
Source: RefSeq, a predicted model, not a curated record
CCCGGACAAAGGAAAAAAAAAAAAACAAAAAGAGAAUAUAAUCAAUUUUUUUAGGCAGAAAGAGGAAAUGGGUGAGGAGUCGACGACGACCGAUCAGUUUUCAACUACUAACUGUACUGAUGUCCACUUUGAUCAUCAGGAAUCCCCGCCCCGACAGUACUCGGGUGAUCACUCAGAGGAGGAGGGUGGCGAUGAUAAUAAUAAUAAUGAAAACUCUCCCAAUCCGCCUGUCGAGUUCUCUGAGGAUGAACUGACGCUCAUUACUAGGAUGUUUAAUCUUGUAGGAAAGAGAUGGUCUUUAAUAGCGGGGAGAAUUCCAGGAAGAAGUGCGGCUGAAAUUGAGGAGUACUGGACUUCAAGAUUUAAUUAAUUAAUUAAUUAAUUAAUUAAUUAAUCAAUUGAAGAAAGAAGAAAGUUGUUCGUUUGUCUUUAAUUAUUUGCAUGCUGUUAAUUGUUGUCUUUAUUAAUUACUUGCUCGUACGUACGUACUGUUGUUUGUAUUAAUUUGCAUU